Messenger RNA from Dermatophagoides farinae (American house dust mite), 1817 nucleotides. RefSeq lists its product as uncharacterized. Lineage: Eukaryota; Metazoa; Arthropoda; Arachnida; Sarcoptiformes; Pyroglyphidae. The record is from RefSeq and is a predicted model, not a curated record.
ACCUAUUGGCAAGUAAAAAAGCUUCGGGUUUUUUGGGUUAUGAUUCGAUAAAUUCCUGUACCCAAAAAUAGCAGUUUCGGGAAAAAGUAAAUACACUCAAUGAUUAGAGUAGGUUAUAUAAAAGCCGUUGUCAGUAAUGUUUCGAUGAUAAUUUUUUCAGUUUGUUUUUUCAACGUGUUAGCUAAAAUAUAUCGUAUGCGAAAUGAUUACCAUUAGUUUUUUUCGUUAUAUUUUCUUCACUAUUUUAUUAUUCAUAUUGUUCAUUGUGAAAAAUGUCAAAGUUAAUGCCGAUGAAGAAACAUAUUCUAGUCACUUGGAACAUGAACAACAAAACACGCCACUAGAAGACAUUGAUUCAAUAUCAACGGUUACGAAUGAUACACGUCAUGGAAGAACAUUCUUUUCCGAGUUGGGUUUUCUUCGACCUACCCUGUUUAACAUUGUUCGAUUCCCAAACGAAGAAUGUCUGGACGCAAGUAAUCAAAGUGGUACAUGUUAUACCACUUUGGAAUGUAAAAAACUUGGUGGAAAUCCAAGUUCAAAAUGUGCCAAAGGUCUUGGAACAUGUUGUAUCAUGUCCAAAACAUGUCAUAACAGCACUUAUAAUAAAGUGGUUUAUUUCAAAAAUCCUAGCUAUCCAUUGACUGAUUCGGAGCAAAAUUUCUGCGACCUAAGCGUCAAUAUUGUCGAUGCUGAUAUUUGUCAAUUACGAAUCGAUUUUCUUGAAUUUCAAAUUGAUCCUCCAACUGAAGGAAAUUGUCUGGGUGAUAAAUUCACUGCAACAGCUUCCGGUAUGACACCUACAGCUGUUCCAGUGCUUUGUGGUAAUAAUCGUAAUCAACAUAUCUACCUUUCCUUGCCGACAAAUCAAGAAAAACGUUCUGUAUCAAUCGUAUUCGAAACCAACGCCCUUGGUGACUACCGUUUUCAUUUAAAAAUUACUCAAAUCGACUGUCGAGUGCGACAACCUCCUGCUCAAACAGGCCCGUUUUCUUCAGUUUCCACCUUGGCCACAAGACAAUCACGAACCAUCUAUCAAAAGAUUCCUAAUCAGUUGACAUAUCCUGCACCCACUGGUUGUCUGCAAUACUAUACACAACCGACAGGAACAUUUGAAAGUUUCAAUUUUGGUCAUUAUCUCAACAACUUAGAUUAUGCAAUAUGCAUCGAACGUCAACCGGAUACUUGUCGUGUUAUUUAUUCGGCGACCGACUUAAAUUUUGGUAUUGAAUCAUCACAAACAGGAGCAAUGCCAGGUGUCGGUGAUCAGCUUUGCGUCAAUGAUUACCUACUGCUUGUUGGUGGUUCACAAACCGGUGAAGGGACGACCAAAGAUCGAUAUUGUGGUGGAAAGCUUGCCUAUUCAAGUUCGGAGACUACUGAAACUCCUGUCAUAACCAAAGCCAAUGGGCCAAUUGUCAUUCGAUUUCAUUCUGAUGCGACACAUUCGGUAACGUUGAAAGAAGGUUUCCGUGUCAAAUACGAACAAAGUCCUACUGAAUGCUCAACGGCCAAUUCAGCAUCGAACAAUCCAUUAUUGAAUAAUCCCAAUAGUCCUAAUCCAUUUAUAUCACCUGUAGUUGUGGCCAUGAUGGAAUCCAAUAGACCAAAACCAGUAAAACUGCCACCAUUCUAUCAUAGCAAUCUUGAACAAUCAGAAACGGAUGAUAUGGCAAGUACACGAAAACAACAAGCGAUAGAAAGUAAAGUGGAAACGACAUCACUAGAGAUAAAAUCUAGAUCCAAUGGAAAGCAAUUAAUUUUCUAGUUUUUUUUUUGUUUGGGAUAAUAAAACUUUAAACGAUGCAAAAAAUGAA